AUGGCAGGAAUUGAUAUGCUUCUUCCAGCAAACUUGGAAAAACCCUCUCACCAUCGCGAAGAAACCAACUCAUCACCACUCACCACUGCCCGUCACUCCUGUUCGCUCUCAUCUCUGCGCUUCUCACCUUCGCCAACCCUGUCGCACACAACCCUCACCUUCACCAUUCUCGCCGUCGCUGAUGACCGUCGCUGUUGCUGCACUGACCAUCGCUCUUCUUCUCCGUUCUACCCUAAUCGUCUUCUUCGUGCCCUAAUCGCUGAUGACCGUCGCUGUUCUGACCAUCGCUGUUGCUGCGCCACCGUCACCAUCGUCAUCUCCGUGCUUCUCAUCAUCGUCUUAUCUGGACAUUGCCAUCCUAAAAUUCUGAAAGCCUUAACAGAGCAGGCAGAAAAGCUGACCCUGAGCUCUCGAGCCUUUUACGGUGAUCAGUUUCCACCAUUUGUUGAGCAUUUGACAAGUAUGCUUGGUUAUGAUAUGGUUCUUCCCAUGAACACUGGUGCUGAAGGAGUGGAAACAGCUCUAAAAUUAGCAAGAAAGUGGGGUUAUGAAAAGAAAAGAAUUCCCAAAGAUGAGGCUAUUAUUGUGUCAUGUUGUGACUGCUUCCAUGGCCGUACACUACCUGUUAUAUCUAUGAGUUGUGACAAUGAAGCUACCCGGGGUUUUGGUCCUUUAUUGCCUGGCCAUCUUAAAGUUGAUUUUGGUGAUGCAGAAGCCCUUGAAAGAAUUUUUAAAGGAGAACACAUAGCUGGCUUUCUUUUGGAACCCAUCCAGGGUGAAGCUGGGGUAAUCAUUCCUUCGGAUGGCUAUUUGAAAGCUGUUAGAGAUCUUUGCACCAGAUAUAAUGUGCUGAUGAUUACAGACGAAAUACAAACUGGGUUAGCAAGAACAGGGAAGAUGCUGGCUUGUGACUGGGAAGAAGUUCGCCCAGAUGUUGUGAUACUAGGGAAAGCAUUGGGUGGAGGAGUUUUUCCUGUGAGUGCAGUUCUUGCAGACAAGGAUGUAAUGCUUUGUAUAAAACCAGGAGAGCAUGGAAGUACCUUUGGCGGGAAUCCAUUGGCCAGUGCUGAACUUCUUAAAUCCUAUGAUUAUAAAGUUUUACCUAAAGGAGCUAAAGCUACUGUCUCUCUAUGGUUCAGUUGCAUUUGAUGAAGAUUUUGAAGCUCAACUAGCUGACAACAAUGAUG
This is a messenger RNA of Arachis stenosperma, 1187 nucleotides long. RefSeq names its product ornithine aminotransferase, mitochondrial-like. Gene Ontology annotation, cellular component: cytoplasm. The transcript has 9 exons. The record is from RefSeq and is a predicted model, not a curated record. Gene Ontology annotation, molecular function: pyridoxal phosphate binding; L-ornithine transaminase activity; identical protein binding. The coding region runs from base 1 to 1149 and encodes 382 amino acids. Lineage: Eukaryota; Viridiplantae; Streptophyta; Magnoliopsida; Fabales; Fabaceae.